Messenger RNA from Effrenium voratum, 1391 nucleotides. Lineage: Eukaryota; Dinophyceae; Suessiales; Symbiodiniaceae. The record is from the annotation of a GenBank genome assembly.
AGGUCCUUCGGCUCAAGUCUUGCGCCUUUCCCACGGAAUGGGAACGAACAUGGAGGUGGAAGUCGUUUGGGCGUUCAGCCGUUCCGUCAUUUGCAACCUCAGCUUAUCUUCGAAGAUUACCAUUCGCGAGUUGAAGAAGACCAUUUCUGAACGUACGCGGGUCCCUGUGAGGUUUCUGGAUGUGAUGUGUGAAGACAAGGUGGCGACGGAUACUCACAGACUCCAUGACUUUGGAGACGCAGAGCUGCAGAUGCAGGUGCUUCGCAAAAAGCCCACCGAGUUGCUGAGCAUGCUCAGAGAAUGGUACAUCCGCGACUGGGACACUUCUCGUGGCACUUACCCAGAGCACAGCGCUGUUGCACGCUGCGACUUGCCAAUCCUGGAAUACAUCAUUGCCACGGAUGCUGAUGCAAGUCUUGUAAACGAGAAGCAUGAGGUAUGGCCAAGGCUGGAGAAUCAAAAGGCUGAGCGGGCGGGGUCCGCAGUUCACCAAAAUUGCACAGUUCUGCACUACGCGGUACUUCUGCGAGAUGCGCAGCUUUGCAAACUGAUCCUCGAUCAUCCGGGAUUCCAGGGAGCCAAUGUUUGUGGUACCAUCAAAUGCAACUUUCUCAACUGGACGGCCUUGCACAUCGCAUGUGACCUCGGAGUGAAGGACGUUUGUCUGUUGCUUCUGCGGCACCCUCAGUUUACAGCAGUCUGGGACCGAGACUUCGAGGGUCGCACCGCUCUGCACCACGCGAUGUACGCGAGACAGCACGAAGUUGUAGCUGCUCUUUUGGACCAGCACCACGAUCUGAAAUCCCACCACUACGCGCUGGACCUCGCCGUGGAGUCCUAUGACGAUUGUCAGCGGAACUAUAGACGUCCAUCUCCUGACAUGCAGAACAUGUUGGUGCAGAGGUGUGCGAAGUCCAUGUCUCACCUUUCACCAGAGGCAAACGCUUUUCUGAGGCAGCCUGAGAACCGGAACAUGCUUCAGGACUCCCUGAAACACUGCGGCAGGCUAUUGGCUGGUGUUCAUUUGGGCAAAGGUCAUUUGGAUCUAGAGCAGGCAGUGCUCAACCGAUUUGACCAAAGCACAAAGGAUGAACUUGCACAUCACCGCUAUGUGAAACUGCAAAGACGAAGGAGGUUCGCUGCCAAAGCAAGUGAAGACAAUAGGAAGCGGAUGUGGAGGUCCAAGGCUUCGAGGAUUACGUCCAAACAUGCUGUUUUCACCGGUUAUUUGGAAGAUUGACCGUCAACACAGAUUGAUGAAUGUGUGGAAGAUGAACGCUUGGGCCCCUUUGAGUGUGCCGAUGCUUGCAAGGCUUCUCAUGGCUGCUGCGAGUGUACAGAGGCGUUUUUUGUUUUUGUUGUUGCGGGACAUGGGCGUGGAAACAAAGUAG